AUGAACUCCCUCCGUCGCACCGCCCUCCGCCAAUUCCUCCACCUCCACCGCAUUCACCGCCAUCGUCGCUCCGACUCACUAACCUUCGGCGACGAGAUCGAAUCCCACAUCCUGCAUUUCGCGCCGACCCAUAAACUCGUGCUGCCGUCUACCCCGUCGUUGUUGUUGAUCGAGAAGUUAAAGGAGAGUCAUGGCGAUACGGGGGUGUGGCAAGCUGAGUUUGGUGCGAGUAUGCUUGAGCACACACCCCGUAUACCAUACGCUGGGACGCUUGAUGGGUUGGCGAGCGUGCAAAAAGACAUGCAGACGAGACGACUCGCCGUCAAAACCGUCUGCACCCCAUACACCCACUACCUCCCCCUGUCAACCCUCCCAAUCCUCUCCCCCGAAUCGAUUCCACCAGCGCAUCUCACACCCCUCUCCCCAACCCUCAUCACCCCUCUCCCGAAAUACCGUCAACGCGGCGAACUAUACACCGCGUCCUCCCGUGCCUCCACCACCGUGCCCUUGGCGUCAACGUGCUCGCACCACACCCGCCCGCCCCCCAAGGGUACCAUCGAGUUUCGUAACCCACCUGGGACGUUAAUCGGCGCAUUCAGCUGUGGCCUCCAAGUCACUCUCCAACUCGAAUCCAUGGCCGACGCAUGUCGCGCUCACGACAUCCUCCUCCCACUCGCACCGGUCAUGUUGGCACUAAGUGCUGCAAGUCCGUUUUUUGCGGGAAGGGUGGUUGGGGGGGAUACGCGGUGGGGGACGCAGAUGGACACGAUUCGGGUCGGGAAAGACACGGAGGGGGGUGGAGUGAGGCAGUGGGGUGCUGUCGAGCACUACCUCACCCGGUCUCGCCGUAAGCUAAACGACAUCCCAGCCUCCCCAAUCCUCCCCGACAUCGCCUCAGCUAUGGAAAAAGCCUCAGUGGACCCCGGCCUUGCCUCGACCAUCGGCCGCGCACUCUCCGCACCCAUAACCCUCCCCACGGACCUCAUCCCAACACCACCAUCGAACAACGAGAAGGAGAGUGACGAGACAUUUCAGACACUGUACACAACCUCAACAUACCCCACCACCCGCCUAAAACCACCUCCUCUCUCCGGUUCCUCAGGCUGGAAAGUCGAGUUCCGUCCCAUGGAUGUACAGCUCCGUGACAGCGAGAACGCCUCCCUCGUUACGUUCGUGGUGCUCGCGGUUUGGGCGGGGUUGGAGAGGGGAUGA
This is a messenger RNA of Saitoella complicata NRRL Y-17804, 1212 nucleotides long. Its product is annotated as glutamine synthetase/guanido kinase. Lineage: Eukaryota; Fungi; Ascomycota; Saitoellomycetes; Saitoellales; Saitoellaceae. The record is from RefSeq and is a predicted model, not a curated record. Gene Ontology annotation, biological process: glutathione biosynthetic process. Bases 1 to 1212 code for a protein of 403 amino acids. The transcript has 2 exons. Gene Ontology annotation, molecular function: glutamate-cysteine ligase activity.